This is a messenger RNA of Podarcis raffonei (Aeolian wall lizard), 4923 nucleotides long. Its product is annotated as zinc finger protein 345-like. The record is from RefSeq and is a predicted model, not a curated record. Gene Ontology annotation, biological process: regulation of DNA-templated transcription. Bases 1188 to 3371 code for a protein of 727 amino acids. The transcript has 6 exons. Lineage: Eukaryota; Metazoa; Chordata; Lepidosauria; Squamata; Lacertidae.
UGCCUUUUUCCUUCCUUUUUUGAAUUCUGGUUUAUUGGGUUUCAUAAAGAAGGAUCACAGGAGGAAGAUAGGAUACAAAUAAAUAGACCGAGUGUUCUCUUGUCAUCUGUGCAUCACAAAAACCGCACAAUAAGUUUAUGGGAACGUCUACAAUACCUGGAUCAUUAUUAGCGUACGAGUUCUUCGUUCAUGAUUGGUUUAAUCGAAACCAGAAAAGGGGGAAACAGGAGAGAGCAGAGUUCACAGGUCACAGUCCACAUUUCCCGGCCGAACGCCUAGCCAGGAGCCCUUGGAGUUAGUUCUGCUUAGGUCAAGUGUGAGGCAGAGUCAUUUUUUCCCUCUUGCGUUACCAAUAAAACAAUGUAAGGUGCAGAUCAACCACACUGAGCCAAAUGGUGUUUCUGAGGCAGACAUCCUGGAUUUAGAAGGUCGUGACUCAAAAUUCGGCUGGCCUGCGUGUCUUUGGUAUGGGAAGGCAAAAAUUUAUAAAAGUUUUAUUAACUAUAUCCUUAGGAAGAAUUGGUAUAGAGUUAGGGAGAAAUAUAAAAAUCUGCUGGAAAGGAAAACACCUUUAUGGCUCUCUCCUAUUGAGGCUAUUACAAUAAAGGGAGUUAAUAUGGACAGACAAUGGCAACUUAGAGGGAAUUGCUGUAUUUUACAGAGGGGGAACCUAAACUGAAAUCAAUGGAAAGUGUAGGGAGCCAUGUGACAGAUUGGCUACAAUAUCAUCAGUUACAUGAAAUGUUUAGAACAGACAGGGAAAAAUGUUUUUUGGACCAAAGCUCACACUUUGAAAAAGAACUUUUACAAAAUGAAGAAGAACUCUUAUCUAAAAUGUACAAUCUGUUAUUAGACGGGGAAACAAAAGACGAGCUUGUUAAAGCUUCCAUGACACACUGGGCAAUAGAUAUAGGACAUAAUAUAGAUUUGAAUCUCUGGGGGAAACUAUGGAAGAGUGAUUUGAAGUUCACAGCAUGUUAUUCCUUGAAAGAAAACUACCUGAAAAUGAUUCACAGAUGGAAUCUAACUCUGCGUAGACUUGCUAAGAUGUACAAGACUGAAUCAGCUAAGUGAUGGAGAUCUAAUGAGGCUGAGGAAUUUGCUAGCAGCUCUCCUUAGGACAGACAGAACUUGGCAGAAGACCAAAGGAUUCCUUCCAAUCUCUUGGGGGAUUCCUGAAAGCACAGAUGGAUGAGCAAGACUCACCCGGCCCUGAAGCAGGAAGAGGCCAUAUCAUCCAAACUGGGAGCAGUGGGGGAUGCUGGGAAAACACUGUGCAGAAGAUCCUGGGAGAGGAGGACACUCUCUGUUCAGAUGUGCAGAGCCAGCAGUUCAGGCAGUUGUGCCACCAGGAGACUGAUGGACCCCGAGAGGUUUGUGGUCGAUUCUCCCACUUUGACCAUCAGUGGCUGAAGCCAGAAAGGCUUACGAAAGCUGAGAUGCUGGACCUGGUGAUCUUGGAGCAGUUCCUGGCUGUCCUUCCACCGGAGAUAGAGAUCUGGGUGAGGGAAUGUGGAGCGGAGACCAGUUCCCAGGCGGUGGCCCUGGCCGAAGGUUUCCUCCUGAGUCAGGCAGAGGAGAGGAAGCAGGCAGAGCAGCAGGGAAAGGAUCCGUUUGCAGAAAUGGCCUUAGAUUCUUCUGAGGUAGAGUGGACUCUGUUGGACACCAGAGAGAGGCCUCUGGGUGACACAAGGAUGCUGGCAAGACUUCCUCAUCCUGGCGGAGGGGAAGCAGCAGCUCUGGAACCAGACCAGGGCCUAGUAUGCUUUGAAGAUAUAGCUGUUUAUUUCACAGACGAGGAGUGGGCCUUGCUGGAUCCUGACCAGAGAGCUCUGCAUAAUGAAGUCAUGGAGGAGAAUCGUGGGAUCCUGGACUCUCUCAGUGGUGAUGAAUUGCUAAUUAAAAACGAGGAAGAGCAUGACGAAAUCCAAAUAGUGGAAAAUCCAUAUAUAUAUUCAGAUUGCUGGGAGAGCCUCUUUCAGAGCUCCCACUCCACUUCCCUUCAAAACAUUCCCAUUGGGAAUAAGCCAUAUCAGUGCUUGGAAUGUGGAAAAAGUUUUGGGCAGCGUGCGCAUCUCAAGGGCCACCAGAUUAUUCAUACUGGGGAGAAACCAUAUCAGUGCUUGGAAUGCGGAAAGCGUUUCAGUCGGAGCACCCAUCUCACUUCCCACCAAAGAUUUCAUACAGGAGAGAAACCGUUUCAGUGCUUGCAAUGUGGGAAAAGGUUCAGUCAGAGUGCCAAUCUAACUUCCCACCUAAGAUUUCAUACCGGGGAGAAACCCUUUCAGUGCAUGGAAUGUGGAAAGAAGUUCAGUCGGACAGCCAAUCUCAUUUCCCAUCAAAGAAUCCAUACAGGGGAGAAACCCUAUGAGUGCUUGGAAUGUGGGAAGAGCUUCAAUGCGAGUUCCAGUCUCACGGUCCAUCAAAGAAUCCAUACAGGGGAGAAACCAUAUCAGUGCUUGGAAUGUGGAAAGUGCUUCAGUCACAGGCCUGGUCUCACGGUCCAUCAAAGUAUUCAUACUGGGGAGAAACCUUAUCUCUGCUCAGAAUGUGGAAAGAGCUUCAGUAAGAGAGCCCAUCUCACAUCCCAUGAAAGAAUUCAUACUGGGGAGAAACCGUAUCUCUGCUCAGAAUGUGGGAAAAGUUUCAGUCAGAGUUCCCAUCUCAAGGGCCAUCAAAGAAUUCAUACAGGGGAGAAACUCUAUCAGUGCUUGGAUUGUGGGAAGAGCUUCAGUCAUAGUGCCAAACUCUCUUCCCACAAAAUAUUUCAUAUUGGGGAGAAACCAUUUCAGUGUUUGGAAUAUGGAAAGAGCUUCAUUGCGGGUUCUAAUCUUAAGGGAGACCACAACCAAAUCCACGCAGUGAAGAAGCCAUAUCAAUAUUUGGAGAGUUCAGAGAUGUUCGAUCAGAAGGAAAGUCUCUCUUCAAAUCAAAGAAUUCACAGCAGGGAGAAACCCUAUCAGUGCUUGGAAUGUGGAAAGAGCUUCACCCAAAAAUUAAGCCUCAUUUCCCAUCAAAUUAUUCACACAGGGGAGGUACCAUAUCAGUGUCUGGAAUGUGGAAAGAGCUUUAAUACAAUCACAAACUUCCGUCGACAUAAAUAUAUUCACAGUGAGGUAAAACCGUUUCAGUGUUUGGAAUGUGGAAAGGGCUUCGGUCGGAAAGAAAGUCUCACUUCCCAUCAAAGAAUUCACACAGGGGAGAAACCCUAUCAGUGCUUGAAAUGUGGGAAAAGAUUCAGUCAGAGUGCCCAUCUCACUUCCCAUGAAAGAACUCAUACAGGGGAGAAACCCUAUCAGUGCUUGAAAUGCGGAAAGAGGUUCAGUCAGAGAACCCAUCUCAUUUCCCAUCAAAGAACUCACAUCGGGUAAAAUCAAAGGAUUGUAGAGUUGGAAGGGACCCAGUGCCAUCUGGUCCAAUUCACCUCUUACCGUCAGAACGUUUUCCCUCAUUUUGAGUUGGAAUCUGCUUUCUUGUAACCUGAAUCCAUUGGUUCAUGUCCUACCCUCCAGAGCAGGAGAAAACAAGUUUGCUCCAUCUUCUAUGUGAUAGAUUUUUAGAUAUUUGAGGAUGCCUGUCAUCUCUUCUCUUUUUCAGUACAUACCCAAAUACCUUUACUGUUCCUCAUCAGGCUUGGUUUCCAGACCCUUGAUCAUCUUGGUCGCCCUCCUCAGAACACAUUCCAACUUGUCAAUCUCCUUCUUUAAUUGUGGUGCCCAGAACUGAACAAAGGAUUCCAGUUGUGGUCUGAGGAAGGCAGAAUAGAUUGGUCCUAUUACUUCCCUUGAUCGGGACACUAGACUUCUGUUGAUGCAGCCUGGAAUAGCAUUAAGUGAAUUUGCUGCUGGAUCACUUUGUUGUCUCAUGUUCAGCUUGUGGCAAGCCAGGAUAGCCCACCUUAUAUUUGUGCAACUGGUUCUUCUUGCCUAGCUGCAGAACCUGAUAUUUGUCCUAUUUAAAAUCCAUUUAUUCAGCUUCAUGGCCAAAUUGGGAUUUGAACCCAAGUCUCCCAGGGUUCCUGAAACCAUUAUCACUAUACCUAAUCACUUGCUCUCUAGUAACACUCUUGGAAAACGUGCAUGCUUGUGCAUCUCCUUAAUGUUUGUGUGCAGUGUUCUGGUGUUUUGUAUUUAAAGUUGUAUACACCUGUAUCAAAGUAAUUAAUGUAAUAGUGGCAAGUAAGUAGAAUGGUGGUUUUAAGGAAAUUUUAGCCAGGGAGUGGGAGGGAGGGUUAGGAAUGCUAAAGUCAGAGAUUAUUGGCUCCAAGUUUGAAAGCACCAAACUGAGCAGUUUUCACAUAAAUCACAACAAGAUCUAAGAUAAAGAUUCAGUUUGGAAACUUCAGCUGGUGCAGAAUUCAGCAGCCACGUUGCUCACCAGAGCAAGACAGUUUGAGCCUAUUACACCGAUCCUGGUCCGACUGCACUGGCUACCAAUUAGUUUCCGGGCCCAAUUCAAAGUGUUAGUUUUGACCUAUAAAGCCUUAAAUGGCUCAGGACCGUAAUACCUCAAGGACUGUCUUUUUCCAUAUGAACCCACCCGGACCCUGAGAUCAUCUUCUGAGUCCCUCCUUCGUGUGCCUCCUCCUUGAGAGGUCCGGAGGGUGGCAACACAAGAAUGGGGCCUUCUCUGCAGUGGCUCCCUGUCUGUGGAAUGCUCUCCUCAGGGAAGUUCGCCUGGCACCUUCAUUAUACACCUUUAGGUGCCAGGCAAAAGCGGUCAUUUUUAACCAAGGCCUUUGGUUAACAUCCAAUAGCCUUUUAAAAUGUAGCUCUUUUGGGGGGGAGUAUUAUUAGAUUAUUGCUUUUAUUUUUAUUUUAUAUACUGUGAUCUUUUUAUGUGAACCGCCCUGAGACUUCUGGGUAUAGGGCGGUAUAUAAAUACAAUAAAUAGUAAAAUAAUAAAGAUAAUAAAGAUACAAAA